CUCAAUGCAUGUAUCUUUUAUUUUCUCGUACCUUUAGAGGUAUUUAACUCCACCACAAGUGGGUUUCAUCUACAUUUAUGGACAUUUUGUGGGAUUUAUACGCUUUUUAGUGUCGAGUAAAACCACGACACCCCUCUUUUCUUCCCCCGGUCGAAACGCCCAAACGUCCAGCUGAUUGCUUCAAUUAUUCCAGUUUAAACUGAGCCGUUUUGUUUGACUUAACGGAUGGUUUUUGUCGCCAAAAGGGGCCGAGUUCGCCACCUUUUUUCACCCUAAUUGUGGAUUUAAAACAAGAAACAGCACUUAUUUUAAUUUUUCUCUAACUUGGGCCGUUUUCUUUCUCCUCACUGAAGAAGAACCAGGCCUCAUCCCCCAGCCUCGCGUUUCCAUAUCGGCUUUUUUUUUUGUUGGAAGUCAUGGGAGACACAAGUGAACGAAGCAAACCGGCGACUCUUCCUCCCCGGUGUCCCUGUGGCUUUUGGGGGUCCAGUGAAACCAUGAACCUCUGCUCCAAAUGUUUUGAUGACAUCGAGAAGAAGCCGGGGGAGGACUGCGACUCUAAGCCCCUCCAAAGCUCCGUCGGCAGCCAAUCAGCAGUCUUCAGUAGCGAGACGAGCAGCAGCAGCAGCCAAUCACAAUCACUGUCGUCGCUUUCGUUGCCGCCCUCCAGCUCCGAGCAGCCGUCGGCCGAAGAGCCCUCGCACUCGUUUAGCAGCUCGAGGGAAGGCAUGUCGUCCACAGAAACCGCCCACGGCACGCUGCUCACGCCCACGAAACGUCCUCGGGAAUCAGCGUCGGGCUCUGAGAGCGAGGCGACGCCGGAGAAGCGGCCCCGUGCGGAGGAGAAAGAUGGAGGAGGAGGAGAGGAGGCCCGCGGGACGCCCAAGCAGAAGAACCGCCGACGCUGCUACCGCUGCCAAACCAAACUAGAGCUGGUGCAGCAGGAACUGGGAUCCUGUCGCUGCGGCUAUGUGUUCUGUAUGCUGCACCGCCUCCCCGAGCAGCACGACUGUCUGUUCGACCAUCUGGGCCGCGGGCGAGAGGAGGCCGUGCUCAAGAUGGUGAAGCUGGACCGCAAGGUGGGGCGGUCGUGCCAACGCAUCGGAGAGGAGUGCUCCUAACAACCAGCCGCCAUGAAGAGGAGGAGGCGCUUAGGAAGAGAGGAUGAGGAGGAGGAGAGAAGGAGGAAGAGGACACAUGGAGAUAAGGGGGGGGGGGAAGGAAGAAUAAGAGGAGGAGGAGGUUGUAACAUCUUGUGUGUGAACUCAGUAUUCUGUUAUUGUCCUGGUUUCCUGCGAGGAGUGUGUUUUGGACUCCUUUCUCGACCAAUGGGAGGACAAUAGGGGUGCGUUCAGUAUCAAAUGUUCACACACACGGCCUUAACAGAUCCGGUUACAUUAUGCACGCCUCGCCACCAUUUCCUCCGCCUUGUUUUUUCCCAGUACAGGAAGAUACGGAAAGUUGUAGCUGGAUUUUUUUUUUUUGGUCGCGGUGGAGCUCUAUCCCACGAUUACUCCUCAGGUCGUUAUUAAAAAAAGGGGGGUCGGAGGAUCAAACCGCGCCUUCCUCUUCCUCCUCCUCUUCCUCUUCCUCCUUUCUUCCACCAACAUUACGGUCCAUGCACAGCGCCACUAACUGCUGGUGCAUGGUGCCGGCGACAGUGUGUGUGAGUGUGUGUUAAAGUGACGCAGUCCAAGGAGGCUGUCCUGGUUUUUCUUUGUUUUUUUUUUUUUUUUCCCGCUCUGUUUUUACUGACGUCGUGGAGGACGAUACAGCCGGUCCCUGCCUCUGCUCACAUGGAUUGUCGAUAAAUAUAAAUAAUAAUAAUAAGAAGAAGAACCACACUAAUGGACAAGCAGAUCUUCCUCUCCUCCCCUUCCUCUUCCUCGGAGUAGUACUGUUGUUUUACAUAACGGGGAAUCGGCUGAAUUUUUUUGUAUAAAAAAACUAAGAGUUCUUCGCCAAGACGCCACGUGUUCAUUUAGGAAAACGACGUUCAUCCCCGAGUGUCUCUGGGGUUGUAGACGAUCAGUUAAGAGUGCUAAAUCGAAUGCAUGAAUCACCCCUGAAAUUGUUCUAUAAUUUAUUUCUUGUUUUGUGGGUGUCAUUUAAUUUUUAGGGGGGGAAAAUGAUUCUUAAAAAAAAAAAUGUUAUAAUUUCCUUUUUAACUUUAUUUCAUAAUCCCUCCCAGAGGUGUCAUUUCUGCUUGUGAGCGCUCACCAAAUCGAGUUUAAAUCAGUGAUGUCAUAUUGAUACGCUUUUUGUUUUAGGCUAAUAUAAUUAACCCAUUGGUUAAAUGGGAGAUGUUUUACACUUAAAGUUAAAAUAAAGAGUGUGACUCUUAAAUCUCCACUUAAGUAACAGAAUCAACCAUUUUGUUUUGGUUCUUUUUAGUUAAGUUGUCCUAUUGAUUAACCUUAUUCAGGUCCGUUACAGCAGUCCCUGGUAUAUUUAGAUUUUGUCGGACGCUGUCGAGGUUGUUCAUCUGACAUCACAGAUUCAAACCAGUAAUGAUGCCUAAAGUAAAUUCUUAUAUUGAUUGGUUUUCCAUUUGUUCAUUCACAUUUGACCACUGUGUUCCCGCUCUUAAUCAGCCUCCAGUCUGAGUGUUGGACUUUGUGCUGUGCAUAUGGUUCACUUUCACACCUCUCUCUUCCUCAGGGGCUUUCCACCAAAAUCAACUUUUUUUUUUAUUUGUGACAAUGCAGAACUUUUUUUUCCUUCUUCAAAUGUACAUCUUAAGUUUGGCAUUUAGCGCACAUUGUAGAUGCAUUUAAACACAGGUACGGAAUAUCCUUAAAUGCAAGUUGCAUUGUGUACUUUAGGGUUCUCAAGGCGGUAGAUGUCCUUGAAUGCAUCCUUUUUUGAUUUUUGCAAAUUAACUUUAAGGAAAAGUUGAUUCAGGUGGAAAGCCCUUAAACCAGACACCACUUAACUUAACUAUGCUAAUCCUCAUGCACACUUUAUUGUUCUUCCUCACCUCUUUUCCCAUGAGAACGCAGCGAGAGAGAAAGGGAGACCGCAGAAAUGUCGCGUCUCGUUCUUAUUUUGAUUUUGUUUUGAGGGCUAAUGAAAAAUGGAAGAAAUGGAAUAUCUUUCUUUACCUUUUUUUAGAGACAAAUUAUUUAACCUUAUAUCAGUUUGAGUUACUUACACCCUAGCAUAGAGUGGCAUAUUUAGUUAAAUGUAUAAAAAAAAAGACCAUAAUUCUGUCCUAUUUUCUCCUUUUUAAUUUUAUCGUGUUCCAUUUUCUGCUAAGGAAAAUAAACUGGAUUAGAGCAUGUGGUGUGUGUGUGUGUGUGUGUGUGUAUGUGUGUGCGCGUGAGUGUGUGUGUGUGUGUGUGUUAAUCUGUGUUUCUUUUCUCCAUAUUGGCAUUUGUUUGACAAAAUAAACCAUAAGCAGAAUAUCCA
Molecule: messenger RNA, 3411 nt
Organism: Trematomus bernacchii (emerald rockcod)
Lineage: Eukaryota; Metazoa; Chordata; Actinopteri; Perciformes; Nototheniidae
Product: AN1-type zinc finger protein 3-like
Exons: 6
Coding region: 417-1121 (234 amino acids)
Molecular function (GO): DNA binding; zinc ion binding
Source: RefSeq, a predicted model, not a curated record